UUGAAAAUACAUUUGAAACCAAAUGCUGGUCAACUUUGGAUGCGGAAUCCGUUUACAUUCCAGAGGCCAAAACCCUUUUUUCUCCAUACAAGGAAUCCUUUAUCUUCCUAAAACCCUAAUCCAAACCCAAACCCAAACCCAAACCCUAACCCUAGCAAUGGCAGACUCUUCUUCUCCGGAUAACCGAAGACCCACAUGCCCAUCUUGUUCCAGACCCACACGUGUUUGUCUCUGCACUAGAUUCAAAACCCCAGCUCUUGAAAACACCAUAGCAGUCACACUUCUUCAACACAAUUUAGAGAAGAAACACCCACUUAAUUCAGCUAAAAUUGCAACUCUAGGUCUCAAGAAUGUCAGUCUUGCUCAUGUUUCUGAUGUUAUUUCAGAAGCCCAUUUUGAGAUUCACUUUCUUGAAUCGAAUAUUGAUCUGGGUCCUCAUGAUUCAGUCGAAAAUCGCAAAAAGGUUGAAGCUUUGCAGCCUGCUGAUAUCAGUGUCACAAAUCUUGAUAUGGGUCCUCAUGAUUCGGUUGGAAAUCGAAAACAGAUUGAAGCUUUUCAGCCUGCUGAUAUCAGUUUCACCAUUAAUAAAAGGGGUGCCAUAACUAGUCAGAGUCAGGAUUUUGAGCAGCUUUUGGCUAACAAAGAUGUGCUAAAUUGUUUACAAAAUGGGUUUACUGUGAAAAGGCUGCAGAGAUGGAGUGAUGGUAACUAUGUCCAAGAAUUCGAAAUAGUGGUUCCUUUAGGAUCAGUGUUACUAUUCCCUAGUGAGAAUUCGGUUGGGAUCGAAAAUGUAGAUUUUAACGUCAAGAAUUUGAUUGUUUUAGAUGGAACAUGGGCUAAAGCAACAAGGAUGUACAAAGAGAACCCAUGGUUAAGAAUGUUGCCACACGUGAAACUGGAUAUGGAUAAAUUGAGUUUGUAUGCUGAAGUAAGGCGUCAACCGAAAGCAAGAUGCUUGUCAUCCAUUGAGAGUAUUGUUUAUGCACUUAAAGCAUUUGGUAAAGAAGAUGUUGCAGGGUUAGAUUGUUUGUUGGAUGUUUUUGAGUCUAUGAUUGUAGAUCAAAGGAGAUGCAAAGAUGAAAGAUUGAAAUCGGAAAUCGACAUUGUAUCCAUGUAAUGUGUAGACCUUGUAAGAUUGAUUUUGGGAUUUUGGUUAUUAAAUUAUAUCUUCUUAAACA
Erigeron canadensis is the source of this 1178-nucleotide messenger RNA. RefSeq lists its product as uncharacterized. The coding region runs from base 23 to 1117 and encodes 364 amino acids. The record is from RefSeq and is a predicted model, not a curated record. The transcript has a single exon. Lineage: Eukaryota; Viridiplantae; Streptophyta; Magnoliopsida; Asterales; Asteraceae.